AUGGACUCAAGUCUACAAAGCAGCCAAGCCACAAUGAAAAACCACCAGUUUCCUGCCCAACAUCACCGGUGUUGGUCUGGAACUCGUCUUUUCAGCCGAUUAGACACAAACCCGAGGUUUUCUGUAGCUGUUAUAAUCGUUUUGUAUGUCAUUAUUCUUGCUAUGUCCUACAGCUUAGGCUAUUUGGUCGGCUCGUCUUUCACCAUUAAAGAUAUCACGACUUUCGUGAUCUCUAGAACACCACCACCCCCUUCUCGAAAUGUCGUUCUGAGGUUGUCUGAACCUUUGAGCUACAAGUUUGUCAGCCAGUGUGCUGAACCUGUGCCCCCUGAAUUUGUCCGUCAGACAAUUAUCGAUCAGGUUUACAAUGGUAAGUCGCCUUAUGAAGACUUCAUCCCCGUAAGAGCUACCUCAUCAUCUCUCCUAACAAAGAAAGUCCAAUGGUGGGGAUCAUAUGAGGUCAUUUAUAAGAGUUUAAUCCACAAAGUUCGGCCAAAGACCAUAAUCAAGUUUGGUUCUUCCUUAGGUGCAUCAGCAGCUUAUAUCGCUAACCUGACGAGUGAACUAGGGUUAGAGACGCAGAUCCUCGGCCUCAAUGAAUUUCGAAGCUUGUCGGUCUUUCGGGGCCUAUCUGAAGAUAUCGCUAUGCCGAAUGGUGAUAGUGUGCUUCUAAAUCAGUUUAUCCACGACGUAAUUUCUCAAAAUGUGAAAGAAUCUGUCUUACCAGUUCCCCUUGCAAUGAAUUCCGAUUCAGAGAAGCUUUGUGAAUGGGGCAUCUACGGUGACUUAAUAGAGGUCGAUGCAGGCCGUGACUUCCACUCUGCCUGGUCAGAAAUCAACAAGGCUUACAAGCUGUUGAGACCUGGCGGAGUCCUCUUCGGUCAUAAUUAUUUCUCAUCCUACAAUGACAUAGGUGCCAAACAAGCCGUGCGAUUGUUUGCUCGAGCCAAUAAGUUCCUCAUUGAAGAAGACCAACACCACUGGAUGAUGGUUAACUCGGCUUAUAAAUGA
This is a messenger RNA of Amaranthus tricolor (Joseph's coat), 1011 nucleotides long. RefSeq lists its product as uncharacterized. The record is from RefSeq and is a predicted model, not a curated record. NCBI's taxonomy places the organism in Eukaryota, Viridiplantae, Streptophyta, Magnoliopsida, Caryophyllales, Amaranthaceae. Bases 1 to 1011 code for a protein of 336 amino acids. The transcript has a single exon.